GGGUGAUUGAUUGGUGUGGUGCGCAGGCGCAGUGGACCUGGAAAUGUUCGGGAUGACUGUUGUUGUCUCAAGCUGACGAGCUGCUCGGAAGUCCCAGACCAUGAAUAUUGUGGGCCAGUUAGCAGAGACGGUGUUUGUGACGGUGAAGGAGCUGUACCGUGGCCUUAACCCUGCCACACUCACCGGAGGAAUCGAUGUCAUCGUGGUCCGGCAGCCCGAUGGAUCGUUCCAGUGUUCCCCCUUUCACGUUCGGUUCGGCAAGCUCGGAGUGCUGCGCUCCAAGGAGAAAAUUGUGGACAUUGAGAUAAAUGGAGAAUCUGUUGACCUGCACAUGAAGCUGGGAGACAAUGGAGAAGCUUUUUUUGUGGAAGAAAGUGGAAAUAUGGAGGCCCAGGUCCCAGCCCAUCUCUGCACCUCCCCAAUUCCCCUUGAGGUCCCUGAGGAGACAGAGGAGACACCCGAGGGAUCCUCCUUUGCUGGGUCUGGUGCUCGCAGGAAGAAACGCCGCCGCAAACGCAUUCGCUCCGAUACUCACCUGAGGGAAGAGUACUCCUCAUCAGAUGAGAGAGAACGAGAGAAGGAGUGGGAGAGAGAUUGUGAUCAGGCUGGACCAGAGAGUCCUUCUCAAGAGGAUCUUGUCUCACCGUUACAAGUCAGUAAAUCAGUGUACUACUCGCUGUCUGAGGAGCCAAGUGAAGAGAUGAGUCCCACGCAGACCAGAGACACUCGCCCUCACUCAGACGGAGAACAGUCGCCCUUGGAAAGCAGCGUGUUUUACAGUCGGCCGUCUUCUCCUAAGAGCGACUCAGAGCUUUUUCUUAAAUCCGAAGAUUCCCCUGGACCUCAGAUGCAGUGGAACUGGGGAGGUUUUCCCAUGCUUUGUCAGUCAGAGAGGACACCAGUGGACUUACAGCGCAUCUCCCCUUCUGGGAGAUCUCAUUUCUGCACCAUUGAGAGACAGGACUCCUUCGAUAUGGGCUUGGAGCCUGUGAUCAGCUGUGGAAGACUGGGCAGUGUAACAGUGGUCAGACCACAACCCAGGACUCAGUCCCUCAACCACGCCAUGCACACCACUCCUUUAUCCAUUGAGACAAAGUCUUCAUCAUCAGUUAAGGUGGAUGUGGACUCAAGACAAACACUUGAAAUCACAUCAGAAGGGAACAGAGACUCAUCUAUUUAUUCUGCUAGUCUGAUUAAUGGCACUGACUCCCUUGAUAGCAAAGAAAGCACAGUUGCUACUGAGCACGUUAGCACUUUGACUGAAACAGUUGGUACAGUUAUUGCGGUCAGUGUGACCACAGUAGAAACAAGUCCAAGUAGUACAGCGCCAUCACACCUACAAAAGCAGGGUGCUUCAUCUGAACAAAGUGAACAGGGUUCGACCAGUAGUGCCCCUGCCAGUGAGGGGGACAGUGGGAUAGAUCCCUGUGCGGAGGGAGGGGAAGAAGACAAUGGACCUGGAGAGAUGGAGGCGUCAAACGGGGACACUCUGUCCAACGACACUUCACCGAAAGAUGACACUGGAGACGUGAAGGACGACUGGACGGCUGCAGAGGGGUCAGCAAUCUCAUCUGAGAUGUCUUCCAAAGUGGAGCAAGAGGGCAAGAAGAGAGGUAAACGGAAUCACCAUCUAGAACCAACAGAUAUUUACUUGGAUGAUUUGACCUCACUGGACCCAGAAGUGGCUGCACUCUAUUUCCCAAAGAGUGAAGCAGAGGCAGCAUCUCAGCACGGGGCAGAGCAGGGCUCACUCUCAGGGAGUCAAUCCCCUCACUCAGUGGGCAGCGGGGCCAUAGACAGCGGCACAGAGUACCUGUCAGACUCCACCUCCUACAACAUGGACAUCAGCAUGUCCCUCUGCGGAGGAGAGGGCAACACCAGCCAGAUCACCAAAGAAAAGUUUAUGGAGCACAUUGUGACAUACCAGGAUUUUUCUAACAAUCCAGGGAUCAUUGAGGAUCCAAGUCUUGUCAUCUGCAUCAACUCCAACUAUUAUAACUGGGCAGUCGCUGCUCCAAUGGUCUUGUCAAUGACAACUUUCCAGAAAAACCUGCCUAAGAGUUCAAUAGAGCGGUUGGUGAAGGACAAGAUGCCCAAAAAGUCUGGACGCUGGUGGUUUUCCUGGAGGAGAAAAGACAUGGACAAUAACCAACUAAAAAAUUCAAAGGAGGCAGAAGAGGAGCAGCUGGCCAAUGUUUCUUCCACAGUGAAAGCCACACUGGAUGACAUCGAGAGUGAUGAGGCAGCAGGGCUCGGACGGAAAGCAACGCUUCCUUCCAGCCAAUCAACAGACACCCUGAGCGCCACUCAGUGUAUCAGCCAGAUGUACCGCAAAUCACUGCGCCUGACCUCUAAACAGAUAGAACGCUUAAACCUGCGUGAGGGAGCCAACAAGGUGGUGUUCAGUGUGACUACACAGUACCAAGGCACCUGUCGCUGUGAGGCUGCUAUCUACCUGUGGAACUGGGAAGACCGUGUCAUCAUAUCAGACAUAGACGGCACCAUCACCAAGUCUGAUGCUCUCGGUCAUAUUCUACCUCAGUUUGGAAAAGACUGGACGCAUAAAGGCAUCGCCAAACUCUACCACAAAAUACACCAAAAUGGUUAUAAGAUCCUGUAUUGUUCAGCGAGGGCAAUAGGUAUGGCUGCUAUCACAAAGGAUUACCUACAGUGGGUCAAUGACAGAGGCACUGUGCUUCCUAAAGGCCCAGUACUGCUGGCUCCCAGCAGCCUCUUUUCAGCUCUACACAGAGAGGUGAUUGAGAAGAAGCCGGAGGUGUUUAAAGUUGCUUGUCUCAGUGACAUCAGGGACCUGUUCAACCAACAGAAACAUCCAUUCUACGCCGCCUUCGGCAACAGGACUAAUGAUGCUUAUGCCUAUAAGCAGGUUGGAGUGCUUGACACCAGGAUAUUUACUGUCAACCCAAAAGGAGAGCUCAUCCAGGAAAGGACCAAAGGCAACAAGACCUCGUACUGUCACCUGAGUGAAUUGGUGGAACAUUUCUUCCCAGUGCUCCCUGCUGAGGGCAGCCUGUCCUCUGCCUUUUACUAUCCUGAGUACAGCAGUUUCUCCUAUUGGAAGGAGCCUCUGCCAAAACUGGACCUGGAUGCACUACUGUAGAAACACGCCCACAUUGAACAAAACACACAGAAGCAUCAACACUCCUGCUCAGUUCUCUCAUUUUCCAGAAAGGCAAUUCAAUGGAUUGUCCCCAACAUGCAUGAAUGUUGCCUUUGAUAGACCUGCCAACUGUGGAGCCUCUAUUAUGAGCCACUGGAUGAUCUGGAACAUAAAGAGGCCCCUGUUCUUUUUUUACACUCCACUCAAAUGCAGAGGCAAAUCAAGCCAUAAAAUGCAUGAAUUCUGCAUUUAUACAACAGAAAUCCCAUCAUGCAUUAAUCUCAGUGCCCUUAUAUUUGCUAUAGCUGUUUACACACUCACCCUAAUGGACAAAUAUGGCUUCAGACUGUUUCACUGACUGCUAUUGUGUCAUAUCAAAGCCUUUCCAAAAUGUUAAUUCAAGCUGAAUUUUAGUUUUAUAACCUCAACACUGUCAUACAUUUGACAUGGACCAAAAUAUUUUUGUACAGAAAUAGAGAAACUGAGCUUUAUUAGAACAUUUUAAUUGAAGCCUAAAUUACUGCGAAUGCCAAAAUGGUGUAACUGCUGUUCUCUGCUUUCUGUGACAGACCUGGAAAUGAUCAGUGUCCUGCUUAUACCAAAUCACUAUAAUGUGACUAACUGAAACAGACCCACCCACACGUAGCUGCAAGACCAACUGUUCCUGUAUUCCAUGGACAUUGUUUCGAUUGUGUUUGUGUAUUCAUGACAACAGUGACUGUCUUUGUGUUUGACUGUUGUGAGGAGGAGGAGGAAGAGGAGCUUUUAUAGCUGCAUGUACCAGGCAACCAAAUAUGGUGUGUGAGUGUAUUUAAAACUAUUUGAUUUAUUCUUUAUUCUAAUUUCUUUUAGUCUUGUUUGUCCCCAUAAGUAUGUGAUGCAGUAGCUGGAGUUCAUCCUGAUCAGGGUUGAACAUUAUUAGUUUAGUCUUAAAAGAGCAGUAGCCUCAGGAGUGAAGACCCUUUAAGAGUAAUAACAACUGAGUCAAAGCUCAAUAUGGAGUUAGAGCUGCUUGUAAAGUGUAAUAGAUUUAUUUUUGAUUCAGAACACUAGGGCUGUAAUAACUAAGCUGGUCAUUGUCAACUAACACAAAGCACAUUUCAACUCUUCCUAUGAGCUUCGGCAGCACCAUGUUUAGAAAUGUUUGUACACUACAUGAGGCGAGGUGGGUCAGACUGACAGUGACUUUACUCCAGAUGUGUAAACACACCGAGGGGUUGGUGGGGUUUAAAGUGGUGAUUUAUCCUGGCGCUGUGCCUUUAUACUACCACAACACUGUUUUAUUUAUUGUCUUUACAUAUCUUUCAUUAUCCAACCGUGUGGGGAUGUAUUAGAGACAAAAGAUGUUAUUUUAAAACCAAUGUAAAGAAAUAUUCAUUAAAUUAAAACAACAAUGCCUGCUG
This is a messenger RNA of Paralichthys olivaceus (Japanese flounder), 4524 nucleotides long. Its product is annotated as phosphatidate phosphatase LPIN2. The record is from RefSeq and is a predicted model, not a curated record. Gene Ontology annotation, biological process: cellular response to insulin stimulus; triglyceride biosynthetic process; fatty acid catabolic process. Gene Ontology annotation, molecular function: transcription coactivator activity; phosphatidate phosphatase activity. Gene Ontology annotation, cellular component: nucleus. Lineage: Eukaryota; Metazoa; Chordata; Actinopteri; Pleuronectiformes; Paralichthyidae.